AUGGAGAAGAAAAUCCCACUCAAAGAUGAAGCCUUUUUGCAGCAUCCAAUUCUGUUUGUCCUAGUUCUGGUUUCGGCCUUGGUUAUAAUGGAUCCUUUAAAGAUGGGUCCUCUCGGAGGCCGCGAGUAUAGGCCGGUGAAGCACAGCAUUGCACCGUACAAGCAAGUCAUGGAGAGUUGGCCAAGAGACAACCAAAGCAGGCUCGGACGUCUUGGGAAGUUGGAGUUUGUAGGAGAAGUUUUUGGCCCUGAAUCUUUGGAGUUUGAUAAUCGCGGCUGCGGACCCUACACCGGGUUGGCCGACGGCCGCAUUGUCCGGUGGAUGGGAAAAGAUGUGGGAUGGGAGACAUUUGCUCUUGUCACAAAAAAUUGGUCAGAGAAGCUUUGUGCUAAAGGCACUGACUCAACUACAACCAAGCAAUGGAAAGUUGAGAUGAAAUGUGGUCGUCCUCUGGGCCUAAGGUUUGACAAAGAGAGUGGAGAUUUGUACAUUGCUGAUGCAUAUUAUGGGCUUCUGGUCGUUGGGCCUGAAGGAGGAAUUGCCAAUCCCUUGGCAGCCCAUGUGGAUGGGAAGCCCAUACUCUUUGCAAAUGACCUUGACAUUCACUCCAAUGGGUCCAUUUUCUUCACUGACACUAGCCAGAGAUACAACAGAGUGGAUCAUUUUUUUAUACUAUUGGAAGGAGAAGCCACAGGGAGGCUUCUUAGAUAUGAUCCUCCAACUAAGACAACCCAUGUUGUACUCGAUGGUUUGGCUUUUCCAAAUGGGGUACAGAUAUCGAGAGACCAGACUUUCCUCCUUUUCACCGAGACCACCAACUGCAGGUUAAUGAAAUAUUGGCUAGAGGGUCCAAAAACAGGACUUGUGGAAGCAGUUGCAAACCUGCCAGGAUUCCCAGACAAUGUAAGAAUAAAUGAAAAAGGACAAUUCUGGGUUGCUAUAGACUGUUGCCGGACUCCGGCACAAGAGAUCUUUAGUCACAAUCCAUGGAUAAGGAGUGUCUACUUCCGCUUGCCGGUUCGGAUGAGCUUCCUGGCACGACUUAUGGGGAUGAAAAUGUACACCGUCAUCUCGCUCUUCAACGACAAGGGAGAGAUUCUUGAAGUUCUUGAGGAUCGAAACGGUACGGUUAUGAAACUGGUGAGUGAAGUUAGAGAAGUGAAUGGGAAAUUGUGGAUUGGAACUGUGGCUCAUAACCACAUUGCCACUCUUCCUUACCCUUAA
Messenger RNA from Morus notabilis, 1224 nucleotides. Its product is annotated as protein STRICTOSIDINE SYNTHASE-LIKE 13. Lineage: Eukaryota; Viridiplantae; Streptophyta; Magnoliopsida; Rosales; Moraceae. The transcript has 4 exons. The record is from RefSeq and is a predicted model, not a curated record. Bases 1 to 1224 code for a protein of 407 amino acids. Gene Ontology annotation, biological process: biosynthetic process. Gene Ontology annotation, molecular function: strictosidine synthase activity.